This is a messenger RNA of Engraulis encrasicolus (European anchovy), 4304 nucleotides long. RefSeq names its product PR domain containing 10 (gene prdm10). Gene Ontology annotation, biological process: positive regulation of transcription by RNA polymerase II. Gene Ontology annotation, molecular function: protein binding. The coding region runs from base 609 to 4202 and encodes 1197 amino acids. Gene Ontology annotation, cellular component: nucleus. The transcript is spliced from 24 exons. The record is from RefSeq and is a predicted model, not a curated record. NCBI's taxonomy places the organism in Eukaryota, Metazoa, Chordata, Actinopteri, Clupeiformes, Engraulidae.
AGAUUAGAUGCUCUUCGACUCUACUUUGCACAACCAGUGUCUUGCCAAGUAUUAAAUCAAAAAGACGCAAGUCUGCAACAAGUUUAAUUUUAUUGGAUAGUGGGUGUGCUGUUUUCCUGGAUUGGCUGGACAGCAAUGGCAGAUUCGUUUCCAUUGGCCAUCGCACGAACUUGCAGUUCGAGGCGCGCGUCACUUUUACGAGCUUUUCGACACCUAAUAUCGUUGUAAGUAUCAAAGAAGUACGUUCAAUGUGUGUUGCAAAUUUUAGAUUUCCAUUUAAGUUAUUUACAGGACAUGGCACGCAUCAGUCCAUUCACGAGUCAAAGUAAAAACACGACAGACUACCAAUCACCCGCUAGUUUCACAUCUGUUACUAGGAAGAUUAUGCUAAUAUAUGCAAUGCAGCCAUCUCUGCAGCUACCAUUCUGAGGUAAGAUCCACUUGUACGUUUUCAUUAAAUUAAUCAAAACGCAAUAGUAUUAUCAUACCAAUUUUAAACUUCGACCACCAGUUAAUCUUUCUCCUGGCACUGCUACCUGGAUGGUGCCAUUCUCCAGGUGUGUCGUUAGUAGGUGAGGCCGAACAGGAGCCCACAUCCCCUUACAACCAUGGAGACCAAGCAGGAGUCUCCAUCAAUCUGGGGCCAGGCCCAAAGUGCAGAAUCUGGAAAUGCCACUCAGGUGCACUUUGAAGGGGGCACGGUGGCCCAGAUUGUGUACAGCGGGGAUCAGCAGGAGCGAGGCCAACAGCAGGUGGUCUACGCUGCGGACGGAAGUUCCUACACCUCCGUGGAGUCAGCAGAGCACACGCUGGUCUACAUACACCCAGUGGAUGGCACACAGGCAGUGUUUGCUGACCAGCCUCAAGUGGCAUACAUUCAACAGGAUGGAACCACCCAGCAGGUGACAGUCUUGUUACCAAGUGGGCAGAAUAUGAACACGGCCAACUUGCAUGUUCUGAGCAAUGUAGCCGAUGGUCCUCAAGCAAUUCUGGAGCCUGUAACACAAGCCCAGAUGGAUGUUUCAGACGCCACCUUAACCGCCAUGACUGGUGUAGAGGGCACAGCCAGCAGUCCACUGGCAGCGACGGACACCACAGAAGACUCCGAAGAUGAAGAUGACGACGAUGAAGAGGAGGAUGGCAACGACUCUGACCUCGACGACUGGGAGCCAUUUACCCCUCAAAACCUCUGGUGUGAGGAGUGUAACAAGGCCAAUCCCUUGGCGUGUUUGAAGCAUGGCCCCCUGCACCCCAUUGCCAACCGGCCUGUUCUGUCCAGAGCCCGUGCCAGCCUGCCCCUGAUGCUGUACGUGGACCGCUUCGGGGGCGGGGUCUUCUCCAAGCGCCGCAUCCCCAAGAGAACCCAGUUCGGGCCCGUGGAGGGCCCCCUGGUGAGGCAACACCAACUCAAGGAGACGCACAUCCACCUCAAGAGGUACCCAGUGGAGGCUGACAAAAGUGGCGGCGGCGGCGGUGGUGACAAGGACGAGGAGGCCGUGUGGUUUGACCUGACGGACGAGGACCACUGCAACUGGCUGAUGUUCGUCCAGCCGGCCCACAACCACCUGGAGCAGAACCUGGUGGCGUACCAGUACGGCGCAGACAUCUUCUACACCACCAUCAAGAACAUCCAGCCCAAACAGGAGCUCAAGGUGUGGUAUGCUGCUUCGUAUGCUGAAUUUGUUAAUCAGAAAAUUCAUAAUGUCACGGAAGAGGAAAGGAAAGUUCUGAGGGAGCAGGAGAAGAACUGGCCGUGCUACGAGUGUAACCGGCGCUUCAUGAGCUCCGAGCAGCUCCAGCAGCACCUCAACAUGCACGACGACAAGCUGGACCUUGUCAAAGGACCAAAGGGGCGCGGCCGAGGGAGGGGUAGGAAGCGCUACGGUGCAGGUAGACGAGGGAGGCCCCCCAAAUUCAUCUGCCUCCAGCCCACCCCUGCAGAGGAGAUGGAGAAGACAAGGAACAUGGUGGCGUUCUCUGCGAGUAAGCCUGCGUACGAGGAGCCGCGGCCAGACGGAGGAGCCCUGAACGGGCUGAAGGUGGUGGAGCUGGAGACCGAGGCCAUGGAGACCACGGCCACAGAGCUGGAGGAACGCUUGGAGCCACAGACACAGACACAGACACAGACGGCCAGCGCAGCAGAGGAGAACCCCCCAGCAGCACCCAUGCCCCCCGUGGAGGAGGAGGAGGAGAGCGCCCAGACCAUGCCACCACCACCCCCUCCGCCAAUGGACACUCCGGAGCCUCUUAAAGAGGAGCCCGCAGCGCCGGCAUCUACCCAGCCGGACUCCCACCUCACGCCACAGGACAUGCGGAGAGCGCGCAGGAUACGGAAUGCGGCGCUGCAGCACCUGUUCAUCCGUAAGUCCUUCCGGCCCUUCAAGUGUUCGCAGUGUGGCAAGGCCUUCCGGGACAAGGAGAAGCUGGAUCAGCACGUGCGCUUCCACGGCCGAGAGGCCAUCGCCUGCCACAUCUGCAACAAGGGUUUCCUGAGUCUGGAGGCGCUGGAUGACCACCUGCAGCUCCACUCUGAGCAGCGUAGCUACUCCUGCCUCUUCUGCACGGAGUCCUUCGACCGGCUGGAGCUGCUCAAGGAGCACGUGCGCACGCACAUGGUGGACGGCUGCUACUCCUGCCCCUCCUGCAAGAAGAGGUUCACAGACUUCAUUCAGGUGAAGAAGCACGUGCGCAGCUUCCACUCUGAGAAGAUCUUCCAGUGUACGGACUGCGACAAGGCCUUCUGUCGGCCCGACAAGCUGCGGCUGCACAUGCUGCGCCACUCGGACCGCAAAGACUUCCUCUGCUCCACCUGCGGCAAGCAGUUCAAGAGGAAGGAUAAGCUGCGUGAGCACAUGCAGCGCAUGCACAACCCGGAGCGCGAGGCCAAGAAGGCGGACCGCAGCCACCGCUCCAAGGCCCUGAAGCAGAAGCUGCCCACCACAGACUUCGAGAGCUUCAUGUUCAAGUGCCGCCUCUGCAUGAUGGGCUUCCGGCGACGAGGCAUGCUGGUUAAUCACCUGUCCAAGCGUCAUCCAGACAUGCGGAUCGAGGAAGUUCCCGAGCUCACACUGCCCAUCAUCAAGCCCAAUAGGGACUACUUCUGCCAGUACUGUGACAAGGUCUACAAGAGUGCUAGUAAGCGUAAAGCACACAUCCUGAAGAACCACCCGGGGGCCGAGCUGCCCCCCAGCAUCCGUAAGCUACGUCCGGCCGGCCCCGGAGAGCCCGACCCCAUGCUCAGCACACACACCCAGCUGACGGGCACCAUCGCCACCGCGCCCGUCUGCUGCCCGCACUGUGCCAAGCAGUACAGCAGCAAAACGAAGAUGGUGCAGCACAUCCGUAAGAAGCAUCCUGAGUUUGCUCAGAUGGCCAACAGCAUCCAGGCCCCGCUGGCCACCGCCGUCAUCAGCAGCAACCCCGCAGUCAUCGCCUCAGACACCGCCACUGCCGAGGCCGUCGUGACGACAGACCUGCUGACCCAGGCCAUGACGGAGCUGUCCCAGACGCUGGGCUCGGACUACCGGCCGGGCCAGGGAGACUACCAGCGCAUCCAGUACAUCCCCGUCUCCCAGGCGACCGCGGGAGGCCUCGCCCAGCCACAGCACAUCCAGCUGCAAGUGGUCCAGGUGGCCCCGGCGUCGUCUCCGCACUCUCAGCAUUCCACGGUGGACGUGAGCCAGCUGCACGACCCGCACGGCUACAGCCAGCACUCCAUCCAGGUGCAGCACAUCCAGGUGGGGGAGGCCACCGCCAGCGCCGUGCAGGGAAACACGCAGCCCCUUAGCCCCUCCUCCCAGCAGACGGCUCAGGAGCUCAGCCCCACGCAGCUGACCCCCGUGACCCUGGCGCAGAGCCACGCCCUGCAGACAUCCACCAAUCAGGUGCAAGGCACCGUGCAGCACACCUACCUGCCCAGCAACUGGAACUACAGGAGCUACCCCUCUGAGAUCCAGAUGAUGACUCUGCCUCAUGCCCAGUAUGUCAUCGCAGAGACCGGCACACCGGUCACCGCCGUCAACAGCAAUCAGGUCAAGACGACACACUACGUGAUCUCGGAGGGCCAGGCGGAUCUGGAGGGGAAGGCCGGCAGCACGACCCCAGGAGGAGGCCACCCCGAGCAGCUGGAGCAGCCGGCAGCCACCCAGUUCAUCAUCACCACCACCAACGGCUCCAACGAGGUCCACAUCACCAAACCCUGAUCCCCAUCCACACAGACGCACAGACACCUGAAGUCCACAUCACCAAACUCUGAUCACAGACAGACAGAACCAAACCCUGAUCCCCAUCGACACAGACACAGA